This is a messenger RNA of Aspergillus caelatus, 1423 nucleotides long. RefSeq lists its product as uncharacterized. The coding region runs from base 236 to 1150 and encodes 304 amino acids. The transcript is spliced from 2 exons. Lineage: Eukaryota; Fungi; Ascomycota; Eurotiomycetes; Eurotiales; Aspergillaceae. The record is from RefSeq and is a predicted model, not a curated record.
CUCUUACAGAUGGUGAUGAUCCUCAAGCACAACCUAAACUAAACCAAAUCCAAGAUGAAGUUCCGAUUCGUAGUCAACAAAAACUCUGGUACACAGGUUCCGAUGACAAAGCAAAUCCCGAGUCACGAUCAAUAUAACCACAGGCAUAAAUGGAUUCUACCGCCUUUCCCUUCUUAUCAGUCGUGAGUGCCUAUUCUAGCUGCCUGCCUUCUAACUACCCUACUUCUCACCCACCAUGGACCUCCCUCGAUCCACCUCGAACGCGUCUCAGUCUUCACCGUCUGAGGUCUCAUCUGAGGAUCCUCUUGCACUACUGGCCAAGGAUGUGAAGCAGCAACCAUUCACCACCAACGAGAGCUUACAAAAGUCCUUGGAACGCCGUCAACGAGAACUUCGGCAAGAUCAAACUCGGGAUCAGUACCUCGUCUUCACGUCUGUUCCCCCGGCGCAAUCUUCCAGACUGAGUGAUGAUGGGUCGCGAACAAGCAAGUACAGUCGAUUUUUUUUCAAUGCAGAAACGGGAAUUUUGAUCGCGAAAGUCAUGCCGAAUCCUGCACACGAACUUGCAAUAAGAUCAUUUGAUUCGCUGAUUUCGCUCGAGCUGCGUGCGAUGAACGUCCAUCGUGACGUGAGGCCUUUCGGUUCGACAACAGUUACGGUUGGAAAUUGGAAAAAGGAGGCUGACUGCUGCUGGGCUCCGGCUUCGACAAAUGCAAGGCUGAGUUUUGUGGUGGAAGUAGGAUUGUCAGAAUCUGAGCGACAACUUGCUCUUGAUGCGCGCGGUUGGCUAGAGGCUUACUCCUCAUCUGUGGAACUUGUGGUUACGAUCAGCAUUAAAUGCGAAAAUCCCGAGAUCAUGGUGCACCGAUGGGAACUUGCUCCCCGAGGAUAUGUCGUCCUUACAAGGUCAUCCCCUCUUUCAGCGCGUCGUACUGCAUUCCUCAAAUUAUCUCGAACGAAUAACACGACUUCUGUUACCGGAGAGUCCUACAUGAAUGGCACAACUACGACUACUGCACAGCUGGAUCUACCCUUCGACAAGGUUGUUGGCCGUCCUCCUCACCAGCCCCUGGAGAGAGACUUAGUGAUACCCGAGCAAGAGCUGAGAAGUUUUGCCGAGGAUAUCUGGUGUGAGCAGAGUCUCCUAUAAGUCAUCUCGAUUCUGAUAUGUUCGUUGGCCACCAAGCGACAGGCCGCAUGGAAGACGAUGUUAUACUCACGAAGGACGUGUUGAUUCGAAAGAUUUCUGGGGAGGUUAACUUCGCAUCUACUGUAUCCGUAGGUCGAGCGGAAUUGAAGAGGGACUGUGAUGACUAAGGCCUUGGUAAAAAGGAAGCUGGAAAUAAUGGCGUUGAAUGUAGUCAGCCAUUUCUGGCGCCCGAUUUACCGUCGCUUAGCCUUGGGGUAUAAUAUACUCCGUACA